Penicillium oxalicum is the source of this 429-nucleotide messenger RNA. Its product is annotated as cupin domain-containing protein. The record is from RefSeq and is a predicted model, not a curated record. Bases 1 to 429 code for a protein of 142 amino acids. The transcript is spliced from 2 exons. Lineage: Eukaryota; Fungi; Ascomycota; Eurotiomycetes; Eurotiales; Aspergillaceae.
AUGCAGGAGCCAACCUACGACCCCGAAUGCCCCAUGGCAAAGCUUACCAUCGGCUACCAAUAUAAAUUGGUCAACUGCCCCGGAAUGACUGUUGUUGGCCUGCUUGUUGAAUAUCCUCCCAAGGGCGCCACACCGCCUCAUCGUCAUGGGGGCGCCUCUGUAUCUGCCUACGUCCUUCAGGGCGCCGUCCUGAACAAAAUGAACGACGACCCGAUGGAAGUGGUCGAGAAAGGUGGAUCGUGGUAUGAGGCUCCGGGCUGUCAUCACCGCAUCAGCGCCAAUGCCAGUCAGACUGAACCGGCAUCGUUUUUCGUGACAAUGGUCAUCGAAACAGAAAAGUUGGAGAGAGAAGGUCCAUCAGUGCUGGUGCAAUACGACGAAGAAUACAAGGAUAUUGUGGCACGAAAGAUGCAGGAGGAAUCUCAGUAG